GUAAACAGGUUUGCAGAUUUUAGUGCUAAUGUGGCUGUAGAUGGCAACAUUGUCAACUUAGGACUCUGGGAUACUGCAGGGCAAGAAGAUUACAGCAGGUUGAGGCCCCUCAGUUACAGAGGCGCUGACAUUUUUGUGUUGGCUUUCUCUUUAAUUAGUAGGGCUAGCUAUGAAAAUGUCCUUAAGAAGUGGAUGCCCGAGCUUCGUCGUUUCGCUCCCAAUGUUCCAAUCGUGCUAGUUGGAACAAAGUUAGAUCUCCGGGACGACAGGGGUUAUCUUGCUGAUCAUAUAGGAGGAUCUAGCAUCAUCACCACAACCCAAGGCGAGGAGCUGAGGAAACAGAUUGGUGCAGCAGCUUACAUAGAAUGCAGCUCCAAGUUAUUAUGUCUAUAAAUCGAUUUACAGGUGGCAAGGAAAGUAUGAAGAUUCACCAUAUGCAACUUCCAAGUGAGCCAACAAAGAAAUCAUCAGUCAAUGGGUUCAACGAUCUUCAGUUCGACUGAAAAUCAUCUCCUUGAUCUCUUCGGCGUUUAUUUGGUUUCGACUGUUUGUGUAGCUUAAGACCAUUGGUGUUGGGAAAGAUAUGCAUAUGCAAAGGAGAAAACAAGAAAAUGGCACAUUGUAGAAUUUUUUUCAUUACAGUUUUUACCCUUCAACUUUUCUACUCUUUGUUUUACUAGUUGCAGAAAAUGGCACAUUGUAGGUUUGUUGAAUGUUAGCCCUCCAAUUUGUAUGAGAUUAGUUGAAUUUGAAGUUGGUUUGUUGAAUACGUUAAUAGAUGAAUUUCUAUGAUAUUGGAUUGUUAUUGCA
Messenger RNA from Salvia miltiorrhiza (redroot sage), 810 nucleotides. Its product is annotated as rac-like GTP-binding protein ARAC7. Lineage: Eukaryota; Viridiplantae; Streptophyta; Magnoliopsida; Lamiales; Lamiaceae. The transcript has 5 exons. The record is from RefSeq and is a predicted model, not a curated record. Gene Ontology annotation, molecular function: GTPase activity; GTP binding; protein kinase binding. Gene Ontology annotation, biological process: cortical cytoskeleton organization; establishment or maintenance of cell polarity; regulation of actin cytoskeleton organization. The annotation marks the transcript as partial. Gene Ontology annotation, cellular component: cytoplasmic vesicle; cell cortex; cell projection.